Perognathus longimembris pacificus (Pacific pocket mouse) is the source of this 1143-nucleotide messenger RNA. RefSeq names its product olfactory receptor 4C5-like. Gene Ontology annotation, cellular component: membrane. Gene Ontology annotation, biological process: G protein-coupled receptor signaling pathway. Gene Ontology annotation, molecular function: G protein-coupled receptor activity; olfactory receptor activity. NCBI's taxonomy places the organism in Eukaryota, Metazoa, Chordata, Mammalia, Rodentia, Heteromyidae. The record is from RefSeq and is a predicted model, not a curated record.
AUGGAGCAAGUGAACAACGUGACAGAAUUUAUCCUGCUUGGCCUGACCCAGAACCCAGCCAUGCAAAAACUCUUAUUUGUUGUAUUUUUACUUAUCUACAUUCUCACUCUCAUCGGUAACCUACUUAUUGUUGUAACAGUCACCACCAGCCCAAACCUGGAUUCCCCCAUGUUUUUUCUGUCCUUCUUAUCCUUCAUAGACAGCUGCUGUUCUUCGACCAUGGCUCCUAAAAUGAUAUUUGAUCUGCUCAGUGAAAACAAAGCAAUCUCCUUUGGUGGGUGCAUGACACAGCUCUUUGCAGAACAUUUCUUUGGGGGAGUCGAGAUAAUUCUGCUGACCGUGAUGGCAUAUGAUCGUUAUGUGGCCAUCUGCAAACCUCUACAUUACAUGAUCACAAUGAAUAAGCGAGCGUGUAACAUCCUGGUGUCAAUGGCCUGGGCUGGAGGACUUGUUCAUGCUUUGAUUCUUUUUAUGGUCUGGUUGCCCUUCUGUGGUCCAAAUGUCAUUGACCAUUUCAUCUGUGACCUUUUCCCUCUCCUCAAGCUCUCUUGCACUGAUACUCAUAUCUUUGGACUCUUUGUUGCUGCCAACAGGCCUCUGAUCGCGGCCAACAGUGGCUCACUGUGUUUGCUCACUUUCACUGUGUUGCUUGCUUCCUAUGUGAACAUCCUGUACUCCCUGAGGAAUCACAGUUCUGAGGGACAUCACAAAGCCCUGUUCACCUGUGCCUCUCACAUCACUGUGGUGAUCUUAUAUUUUGUACCUUGUUCAUACCUGUACCUAAGGCCUAUAGUUUCAUUCCCAGCUGACAAACCUGUGACUGUGUUUUGUACCCUAAUAAUACCUAUGUUGAAUCUGUUAAUCUACACUCUCAGGAAUGUGGAGGUCCAGAAGGCUAUGAAGAAGCUCUGGGUUCAAAUAAUAAAGGCUGUGAUAUCCAGAUUCACCAAUGUUCACAAACAUGAAGAGGUUUUCAAAAGUAUGGUGCACAACAUAGAACCUAAACUAGAACCAAAGUACUUCACUAACCUCAACUCAACUGCAGAUCUAAAAGUGACCACUAAUGACAUUUGUGUGUACCAACUGGGAAAUGUGAAAUUUACUGAUUAUUGCCUAGGCAGUGAUUUCAGUACAACUACUUAG